Molecule: messenger RNA, 538 nt
Organism: Pelobates fuscus (common spadefoot toad)
Lineage: Eukaryota; Metazoa; Chordata; Amphibia; Anura; Pelobatidae
Gene: FMC1
Product: formation of mitochondrial complex V assembly factor 1 homolog
Exons: 2
Coding region: 20-442 (140 amino acids)
Cellular component (GO): mitochondrion
Source: RefSeq, a predicted model, not a curated record
GCCUAACCUUGUGAAUGUCAUGGUAAACACAGAUCACUGUGCUCGGCUCUCGAUUUCUCGCCCUGUCACUCGGCAAUCCUACAGAUUCCCUGCUCGCUCAGUGAACAUGGCUGCCCUCGGGUCUCCAGUGCACACGUUUCGCUGCCUUUUACGGGAGCUUCGCUGCCUCGGCGGCAAGAGCCACUACCGAAACACGGCGGCUUACAACUAUAUCCGGGAGCAUUUCAAGAAGAAUAAGACAACCAGUGAGAAAUUCUGUAGAGCCCAACAGGAGCUACAUUUUCAGGCCUCCACAUAUCUCUGCCUGCUACGCAGUGCUCGAAAUCAUGUUGUGCUUCACGAGGUGUAUCACGGCAAAGGAGAACGUUCUACAGAAGUUGCAGCCAGUAUGGUGGGCCUUAAAUUACCACAACAGCCUGGUGGAAAAGGUUGGGAGAGAUGAACUGUAGUUUUGUUAUUCCUGGCAGUAGAACAAGUGGCAUAUACCUUAGCUUAAUUUGAUUAUUUUGUGAAAUGUAAAUAAAACCUGUGUAAAUAA